GAUUUGAGCUGCUCGGAUUUAAACCAGCUCCCCUGACGUAACAUUCACAGUUAUUUAUUUAUUUAUUUAUUUAUUUAUUUAUUUCGCAGCGACAUCGAGGCUACAUUUUCCUCUGGCUCCUAAUAUGAGCGCCUCGGUGCCGUACAGUCACCAGGGGGCAUGCACAUAGUAAUGAUAAUAAUAAUGCAUUUGAGGAAAGUCUGCUACGAAGAGCCUCCAUCGAGUCCACCACGCUCCGUGCUGUGAUGGUUUAGGUCUAGGUUGAUGUGUCCGUCCGGCGGGUCUGCCCCUGGCUUUCUUUCUGGGGAAGAUCAUAUUGGAUCAUAUUGUUUGCAGGACGUUGUUCCUCCUGCAGCCCCCCCAGUCUAUCCCGACGUAGUUGUGAAUUGAACAUGGCGACUGUACCAGUAUAUUGCAUCUGCAGAUUACCUUACGACGUGACCCAGUUUAUGAUCGAGUGCGAUGCUUGCAAGGACUGGUUCCACGGCAGCUGCGUUGAGGUGGAUGAAGAUGACGCUCCAGAUAUCGACAUAUAUCACUGUCCAAACUGUGAGAAGACUCACGGCAAAUCCACCAUGAAAAAGAAAAAGAAUUGGAGCAAACACGACACGGGGCAAAGCACAGAUAUCAAAGCUGUUCAGAAUGGCAGUCAGGUUUUCAUAAAGGAGCUGCGCAGUCGGACAUUUCCAAGUGCUGACGAUGUGGUGGUGAAGCUCAGUGGCAGUCAGGUGACCAUGGAUUACCUGGAGGAGAACGGCUUCAAUGAGCCAAUCAUGGUUCAGAAGAAGGACGGCCUGGGGAUGUCCAUGCCCGCUCCCACUUUCUACAUCAGUGAUGUGGAGAACUAUGUUGGUCCUGACGUGGGCGUGGACGUCAUUGAUGUCACCAGACAGAGCGACAGCAAGAUGAAACUCAAAGAGUUUGUCGACUUUUACUACAGCACAAACAGAAAGAAAGUGUUAAACGUCAUCAACCUGGAGUUCUCUGACACGAGGAUGAACAGUAUCGUGGAGAGUCCACAGAUUGUGCGGCGGCUGUCUUGGGUAGAAAACUACUGGCCUGAUGACGCUUUGCUCGGGAAGCCGAAAGUCACCAAAUACUGUCUCAUCUGUGUCAAAGACAGCUACACAGACUUCCACAUCGAGUGCGGUGGCGCCUCCGUCUGGUACCACGUCCUGAAGGGAGAGAAGAUCUUUUUCCUUAUCAAGCCCACCUCUGCAAACCUGUCGCUGUACGAGCGCUGGAGAUCAUCGUCCAAUCACAGCGAGAUGUUCUUUGCCGACCAGGUGGACAAGUGUUACAAAUGCAUCCUGAAGCAAGGCCAGACCCUGUUCAUCCCAUCAGGUUGGAUCAAUGCAAUACUGACUCCAGUUGACUGCCUGGCAUUCUCUGGACACUUCGUCCACAACCUGAGUGUGGAGAUGCAGAUGAGAGCGUAUGAAAUCGAGAAGCGGCUAAAGGUCAGAACUCUCAACCCCUUCCCCAACUUUGAGACGGCGUGCUGGUAUGUAGGACGACAUCUCCUCGAGCGAUUCAAAGGUUUACAUAAAGCAAAUAAGCAGCCAGCCCCAUACCUGGUACAUGGUGCCAAAAUCAUCAACGGAGCCUUCAGAGCUUGGACUAAAAAACAGGCCCUCUUGGAACAUGAAGAUGAGCUUCCAGAAAACAUGAAACCAUCCCAGCUCAUUAAGGAUCUUGCCAAAGAGAUCAGACUGUCAGAGAAUGCAACAAAAGCCAUUAAGAGUGAGCCCAGCAUAAAGGUACCAGUGGAGGAACCCCCAUCCACCCACUCCGAGCCCGAAGAGCCCGUGUCCCCGGCUCACGUCCCCUCGCCAAGCAGAGACAAAGGCAGAAAGAAAACUUCCAAACCCCCGAAGCCUCCCAAGCCUCCGAAACCCCCGAAGAUUCCCAAGGCCCCCAAACCUCCGAAGGUUCCGAAGGUGAAGGAAGGAGGAAAGAAGAAGGCCAAGAAAGCAAAAGAAUCAUCGCCUCCUCCCAAACCUUCCAGCUUCGCAGCUCUGGAGUCUCACGCAAAAGACAUACUGAGCAAAAUGGACCAGCCGAAGAAGACAAAGGCUGUGAAGAACGUCCUGAGUAUGACAGAGAAGGAGAUCUCAAAGCAGAACAAUGUGGAGAAGUUUGAAAUCAGAGAGCAAAAUAAAAACAAGACAGAAGCAAAGUGGAAAUACAAGAACAGUAAACCAGAUUCCUUGCUGAAAAUGGAGGAGGAGUGCAAGUUUGACCGGACACCGCUGUCAGGCAAUAAAGACAGGUUCAGCUUCACGAUGUCUCACAAGAAGAUGCUCGGCUCCAAGGCGCUGAAACCACAGACCAACUCGAGUGUUUUUGGAUCAUUACAAAACCUAAAAGAGGACAAAACCAAGCCAGUGAGAGACGAGUACGAGUACGUCUCAGACGAGGGGGAGCUGAAGAUCGACGAAUUUCCCAUCAGGCGAAAAAAGAACACCGUGAAGAGAGAUCAGUCCUUUUUGUCAGACAUCAAAGAACCAAUUCAGCCAGCCAAGAAACCAAAGCUCCAAUCCAUGACGACCAAGAGUGCGGACUCCUCAGAUGAAGAGACCCUUCACAUAGACACAGAGGUCAAGCCUGAGGUCAAGCCUGAGGUCAAAGGUCGCAACUCCAAGGUCAAGAAAAAGGCUGGCAGUGCGGCGGGAAUCCUGGACCUGCUGCAGGCCAGCAAGCAAGUGGGUGGGAUCGACUACAGCACCAACAGUCAGCCACCUGCAUCUCCCAGCACACAGGAGGCCAUACAGGGCAUGCUGUCCAUGGCCAACCUGUCGUCUUCAGACAGCUUGCAGCAGCCUUGGAGCAACAGCCAGUCCAAAAACAAUAGCCAGUCAAAGAGCAACUCCCACGGCACGCAAGGUAGCAAAAAGGCUGGCGGCGGAGGGGCUGCAGGCGGUGGCGGCAACAACAGCAAGCGACCUUCCAAACGGCUCCCGAAGAAACCCCGGAAGAGCAGCAGUAUCGAGAGUCUGGACUACGAUGAUGAGCAGGAUCACAUGGACGCCUGUUUCAAGGACUCAGAUUACGUUUAUCCCUCAUUGGAGUCCGAGGAGGAUAAUCCUGUGUUCAAGUCCAGAUCGAAAAAACGGAAAAGCAGUGACGACACUCCGUACAGCCCCACAGCGCGGGUCGGACCCUCGGUGCCUCGACAGGAGCGGCCUGCGAGGGAUGGAGCCAGAGUGGCCUCCAUUGAAACUGGGCUGGCAGCAGCUGCAGCAAAGCUUUCCCAUCAGGAGGAGCAGCAGAAAACCAAGAAAAAGAAGAAAAGCACCAAAAAGAAGGCAAUAGUAAUCGAGGAGCCCCAGAGAAUCUCUCAGGACAGUAGCUCACCAGAUCACAAUAUGGACUCCCACGACAGCAGCCCCAUAGACCCCGAGUUCAACACCGGGACGGUGAAGUCACCGCCCGGGGGCCCGCAGCCCAUGGCACCAGGAGUCUUUCUCAGCCAGAGGCGACCGUCCAUGUCUUCUCCUAACAACAGCACCAACUCAUCGAGCACCAACAGCAGCAGCAUGGCAAAGGGAGACCGAGGGGCCUCAGCGGAGGCCAAAGCGAAGCGGCUAAAGAAAGGCAUGGCAACGGCCAAACAGAGACUUGGAAAGAUUUUAAAGAUCCAUCGAAACGGAAAGCUCCUCCUGUAGCACGCAGCAGAUUGCUGUAGGACUGGGAAUUCAUGAGCUGGGUCCCAUCCCAACCUCACCCCGUGUUCACUGAAUAAAGCCAACAAUGAGGAGAAAAAAAUGAAAAUCAUGCAUUUUUCAAUUUCUAAGAAGAACAUCACUCAAAUAGGUUUUUGCCUCUACUUAUACUUUAUAACUUUCAGAUAUUGAAGUGUACAGAACCUACUAUAAAUAUUUUUUAAGAGAACAUGUCUCAUUUUACUACAGCUGUCAGUUUAUCAGGGGUUGCUAAAACAUGAAGUAGAAGUACAUUGCAGUCAUUCCAAGAUUUUUGAAAGUAUCCCUUGCAUGUAUUCAGUUGCAUGUGCGCUUGGGGGUCAGGGUUUGGGGAUUUUACACUUUAAUUCCUCCUGAAUGGAUGCAGCUUAUCAUUGACACGCUGAGGAUCAAUGGUGUGAAACGGUGAGAUCGCCUCCCUUCUGCAGUUUAAAUAAUUCAACUCGAGCAUUUAUCUCUUAAUGUUGCAGAGCACUAUCAGUGGUCAUAUUUAUUUAUUAGGGUUGAGUCGUAUAUAGGACGAGGAACUUAACGCAACAACUGAAAAGCACAAAGUGUAUCAAACAGCAGCAGCAGCAGUGUCGGGUGUCUCUGGUAUAACGUAGGACUCAGAGUUAACGCAGGCCUGCUGAAUAGGAUUAGAUGUAUUUGGACUUCAAGCAUAGGAACCUGUAGCUAAUGAUAAGCCUCAUCCAUGUCGGGUCUGCAGUUACAUGGGGAUACUUUCUCUCUUCUUUUGCUUUCACAGGCAGCACCGACACCCUGUAGACUCCUCUCUGCGUUGUUAUUGCUUCACACAGAACAGUAUAUAGAAUGUAGCUUGUACAUAGCCUUUUAAAUUACUACUUUUUGUAUCCUUUUUCCUUCAGGCUUAAUUCUACAUUUUUACUGGUUUUGCUAAUUAUGAAUAAAUGAAUACAAAUAUAUAUAUAUGGUUAUACAGUAUAGUCCUACUUUUUUUUAUUUUUAAUUUCUUUUUUUUUUAAUUGCAGAGAUUAAUUUUGUAUUAUUUCCCCCCCCCCGCCCGAUAGAUUGAAAGGUGUUGCCUGGAAAACAAAUGAAGAUUUAAUACAUUUUAUUGUCAUAUGGCCUUACAUACACAAAGCUAAUUGUAUUGUGAUUCUGUUUGAACAAGAGACGAAGCUUUGGGGUGAAUUAUAUAAAAGGAAAAAAAAAAAACACUUAAAGUUUCUAUGACCAGCCUCUUGUUCGAAUUCUAGUAUCCUGAAGGGUUUCGGAAUUAUUUUACUAGCACCUUGUGAAGUGUUUAUGUGUCAGUGAUGUAAUUUAUUAAUGUUUGUAGCUUUUUUAUACUUGUACAAUUCUUAAGAGUUUUUGUUUUUGAAUAUUUCAUCAACUUGUGAGAUGACCCUUUGCGGACAGUUUUUGUUCUCCUGUUCUUUUGGGAUUCGGUUUUUUGGAUGUGUGUGUUUGGGGGGCAUCAUGAACAUGUUACGCACUAGAAUCUACUUUAGCAAACUUUUUUUUUAAAUCUCCAUUCUGUCUCCAUUCAAUGUCUAUGGUAUCAUGAUACACUUUUCCAAUGUGAUAUGUUAUUAUUAUUAUUAUUAUUAUUAUUAUUAUUAUUAUUAUUAUUGUUAAUAUUAUAAUUAUAAGCGACUGCGUCCACGCCUCCAUCACACUGUUUUAUUUGGUCAGGACAUUUUGAACACAGUUAAAUGUGCUAUGCUCUAUAGCCGCAGUGUUUUAGUCACAGAUGUAAACCACGUGUCCACUUCUCAGAUACAGUAUGAGAUGCGCUCCGAUCAAACUCUGCCAUUGGGACAUACUGUAUUAUCAGGUUUUUAUUUGUACAAUAUGUGUGUUGCUUUGUUGUGGUUUAUUUUUGUAUGUCUGACUUAUUAAAUGCAUCCACUGUGCCAGGACAGUGAAUGAUACCUGUUGUAGCUGUCUUCCCUUACUGUUAUUUACAGUACUAGUAAGUAUUUACAAUCCUUUUUGACCUGAAUCUAUAUUUUUCUGUAUUCAGACGAUUCUGUUUGAGAUCAUGGCUCACUUUUUUAAGACAUCCAGAAAUGGCAGAUUCUGAGGAACAAGCAUAUUGUUGUUAAAUGAUAUGAUUGUCAGCCUUGUUUACUUUUGCAAUACAGUAACUGUGGAAAACCUUCUUUGUAAUGUGUCCCUCCUCCACUUGCAAUGUGAAGGCUUCUGUGGUAACAACUAAACAUGUUUCUUCCUGCUC
This is a messenger RNA of Notolabrus celidotus (New Zealand spotty), 5907 nucleotides long. It is a transcript of the gene phf2, whose product is annotated as PHD finger protein 2. The coding region runs from base 393 to 3668 and encodes 1091 amino acids. Gene Ontology annotation, molecular function: histone demethylase activity; transcription coregulator activity. The record is from RefSeq and is a predicted model, not a curated record. The transcript has 22 exons. NCBI's taxonomy places the organism in Eukaryota, Metazoa, Chordata, Actinopteri, Labriformes, Labridae. Gene Ontology annotation, biological process: regulation of transcription by RNA polymerase II; protein demethylation.